Messenger RNA from Sarcophilus harrisii (Tasmanian devil), 513 nucleotides. RefSeq names its product sodium/hydrogen exchanger 9B2. Gene Ontology annotation, molecular function: antiporter activity. The transcript is spliced from 5 exons. Gene Ontology annotation, cellular component: membrane. NCBI's taxonomy places the organism in Eukaryota, Metazoa, Chordata, Mammalia, Dasyuromorphia, Dasyuridae. The record is from RefSeq and is a predicted model, not a curated record. Gene Ontology annotation, biological process: proton transmembrane transport. Bases 1 to 483 code for a protein of 160 amino acids.
AUGAAAGGAAUUCUGCUUGCUGGGUUUCUCCUUAAAAAUAUUCCUGUCAUUAGUGACAAAAUCCAGAUUAAGCACACAUGGUCUGCAUCUCUGAGAAGCAUAGCCUUUUCUGUUAUUUUGGUUUGUGCUGGGCUUGGACUUGAUUCAAAGGCCCUGACGAAGCUGAAGGCUGUGUGCCUACCAUUAUCCAUAAGCCCUUGUCUUGUUGAGGCACGUUCAUCUGCUAUUCUUGCCCACUUCUUAAUGCACCUACCUUGGCAAUGGGGAUUUAUCUUAGGUUUUGUUCUAGGUGCUGUGUCCCCAGCUGUUAUGGUGCCCUCGAUGUUCAUUUUGCAAGGAGGUAGAUAUGGUGUUGAAAAAGGUGUCCCUACUUUGCUUAUGGCUGCUGGUAGCUCUGAUGAUAUUCUAGCUAUAACUGGCUUCAAUACAUAUUUAGACAUGGCUUUCUCUACAGGUAAAUACUUAAUAACUCAUAUUCUUUGACUCCUGAAAUAUAGAAAAAUUGUUACAAGA